This is a messenger RNA of Botrytis deweyae, 1737 nucleotides long. RefSeq lists its product as uncharacterized. Lineage: Eukaryota; Fungi; Ascomycota; Leotiomycetes; Helotiales; Sclerotiniaceae. Gene Ontology annotation, molecular function: NADP binding; flavin adenine dinucleotide binding. The record is from RefSeq and is a predicted model, not a curated record. The transcript is spliced from 4 exons. Bases 1 to 1737 code for a protein of 578 amino acids.
AUGAACUCAGAACGAAAAUUUGAUAUUGUCAUCAUUGGGGCAGGAAUCUCUGGUAUAUACGCCGCCAAAUUCUAUCUAGAUAUACAUCCACAAUGUCGUCUCGUGAUUUUCGAUCGAGACAAGUGUGUUGGUGGCGUUUGGAAUUCUAGAAGAGGAUACGAAUCAUUCUGGACACAAUGGACAGUCGGUACUGCGGAAUUUUCAGACCUACCUAUGACCAGACCCCCCGAAGAAGAUGUUUACUAUGAAUUCUUCAAAGCGAAAUAUACCACCAAGUAUCUUGAAGAUUAUGUCGACACACAUUGGUACGGCGACACGUCACUCCGUGAUAGAAUCAAGCUCUCAACGGAAGUUCGAUCACUCCUGAGAAAGGACGGUGAAUGGGUGAUUGAAACCGUGGAUGUGGUUUCUGGAUCUUCAAAUACUUGGCAAACUACUAAAUUGAUUGUUGCUAGUGGACUCAACUCUAUACCCAACAUGCCCUCACUUCCAGGCAAAGAGUUAUUUCAAGGCCCUAUUCUUCACCAAAAUGAUUUUGGGUCGUCCAAAGUUUUGACCUCACCAGAUAUCCAGAGAAUAACUGUGUUAGGAGCUGGAAAGUCAUCUGCCGAUAUGGUAUACUCAGCUGUUAAAGCAGGCAAGACUGUAUCAUGGAUCAUCAAGGCUUCUGACACAAAUGGUCCUGGAUUUCUUCUUUCUCCGAAAGGGAAGGGUCCCUACAAGAAUGCUUUCGAAGUUGGAUUGACACGCAUUACUGCUACAUUCGUGCCUUCAUUUCUGAAUGGUAAUUCAUGGUGGACGUGGUUUUUGCAUUCGACAAAGUAUGGAGUCAAAAUGAUGAAUGCCUUUUGGGGUGCUGUUGAUAAUGAAACAAGGAAAGAUGCAGAUUUCAAUGGAAGGAAAAAUCUUCAAGGCUUUGAGAAAUUGAAUCCUCAAUCUCCGAUCUUUUGGCAGAAUUGUACUGGUGGUUUACUGAACCAGGUCGAUUUCUUCGAUAUCAUUGCUGAAAACGUUCGGAUCUAUUGUGCCGACAUUGCAAGUAUCGAGGAACACAAGAUCCUUUUAAAAGAUGGUGAUGUAGUUCUGGCAGAUGCCAUACUAUGUGGUACUGGCUGGGUACCAUCCCUUCAGUUCUUUACCGAGGAUCAAAAAAUAUCGCUUGGUCUUCCUCACCUACCAUCUUCCGAGCGUGAGGAAUAUCAAGAUAAUUGGAAGCAGCUUGCCUCAGAAGCAGACCAGAAAGUCGUCUCCAGAUUUCCGCAACUUGCAAAUCCACCCCCGCAUUACCGUCGUCCUGUCACCCAUACCCCAUAUCGUCUUUACAAACACAUCGCGCCCCUCCUUACAUCAGGUUCAGAAAUUGACGGAAAUUCCAUCGUAUUCAUCGGUCAAGUAAGCGUAGGAGACUAUUUCCCGGUCGUACAAUGCCAGUCUAUGUGGGCGACGGCAUAUCUGGAUGGCAAACUAGCUCUCCCGCCAAGCCAAGAACAGCAAAAGGAAGUUGCUUUAUUCACAGCGUGGAAUAGCAGAAGAUACUUAAGCAGUGGAGAUGAGGGAAACAAUAUGACGUUUGAGUUGGUAGGGUAUUGUGACAGCCUUCUACAAGACUUGGGGUUGAAAAGUCAUCGAAGAGGUUGGUUUAAGGAUUUAUUUGCUCCGUUUGUGGCAAGUAACUUUGCGGGAUUGAAGGAUGAAUAUUUGAAGAAGUAUGGUUGGGAUGAGAGGAAAGGAGUUUGA